This is a messenger RNA of Mollisia scopiformis, 2308 nucleotides long. RefSeq lists its product as uncharacterized. Gene Ontology annotation, molecular function: DNA binding; DNA-binding transcription factor activity, RNA polymerase II-specific; zinc ion binding. Bases 231 to 2270 code for a protein of 679 amino acids. The record is from RefSeq and is a predicted model, not a curated record. The transcript is spliced from 5 exons. Lineage: Eukaryota; Fungi; Ascomycota; Leotiomycetes; Helotiales; Mollisiaceae. Gene Ontology annotation, biological process: DNA-templated transcription. Gene Ontology annotation, cellular component: nucleus.
CUUCGGAAAGGGAAGUUCAGCUAGAUGAUUGUUGCAUGAGAAGGCGUUUCCUGGAAGUGUGAUUCCAGGAUUCUGGUUGGGACGUGGGGAGGUUGACCAACGAAUUAUCUCUGGCGACCAUCGCAUCAACGCCAUGCUUAGUCAUUGAGAAAAGCAAUCACGGCAUCACAACCUCAACCAGAGCUGCACGGCUGUUGGUGUUCUGAUGCUACCAGAUACCAUGUUCAAAGAUGACUUCGCCCCAGCAACCAAAGAGAAAGGAGCGGCCUUGUGAUGCAUGUAGGAAGCGAAAGAGUCGAUGCGUGCUCGAAGAAGAUUCGCCGAUAUGUGUUCUCUGUAAAUUCCACGGUCAAGAAUGUACUUUCAUACAGAACCCGCAAUCUCGGAAGAGGAAAACCCCUCAAGAUGUCGAAGAAGCAGGAGCUACUAAGAGAAGGUUCUCAAGUUCAUCUGUGGUCUCGAAGAAGUCUCCUGCAACUCAGAUGCGCGUUAUUCGUACUACAAAUGGCACUGGUGUUGAAGAAUAUGACGAUCUGGAAGGUCCCAGCCUCCUCAAGAAAACCCUCGGCUUGCAGAACAAACAUCACAGCCAAUAUGUUGGAGCUACGCGAGGAUUAGAACCUUCACUUCUUGGCCAACUCUCUGCUCAUGGUAAGAGUGAGGUGCCGCUGGCUGAAGGCAGCCUUCGACGAGUGAGCUCGACAGAAGCGUUCAUUCUCCUACCCGAUCCUGGAACGCAAAAUUAUAGCGAUGAGCUUGACGAUCUGGACGCCAUUGAAGCUAUCAUCAAACCACAUGGAAAAGCCCUUGUCGAUAUAUAUUUUCGAAUCGUUUUUCCCAGCUUCCCGAUUCUUCACAAAGAAGUGUACCUUGAGAAAUACAAUCGUUCUUAUCGAGAAUUUUCUCCGCCCCUGCUUGCGGCCGUCUAUCUUCUCGCUUUGCAAUACUGGUCCUAUGAUGAUCGCCUAAGCAAAUCAAAGAAACCAGAUGUAGUCGAGCUAGAGAAACUCGCAAGAAAGGCUCUGGGUGAUACCAUUCAUCGGCCGAAAUUAUCCACCGUCCAAGCUGGAUUAUUACUACUUCAGCAUACAGACACGGACUCAGCCGAACUCACGUCUCAGCUUGUGAGUGUUGCGUAUGGGCUUGGACUUCAUUUAGAUGCCUCGGAAUGGAACAUUCCAGACUGGGAAAAAGGGCUUCGAAAGCGAUUAGGCUGGGGGCUCUUUAUGCAGAAUACAUGGGCCAGUCUUGGCAGUGGACGUCCAUCGCUGAUAAGUUCGGCAAAUUGGGCACUAUUGCCAGUCAAUAAUUCAGACUUCCCAGAGAAAAUCGAAGACGACCAAGAAGGCAGUUCGGAAGUGGAAAAGGGCAGAAUACUAUUCAGCCAUAUGAUCUCACUUUCUGAGAUACUAGCGGAAUUACUUGAUACCGUAUUUACGGUAAGAACAACAAGAGAGAUCACAGAUGCUGGUAUAAAUGGACUUUCUAUUGUUCUGGAAAGAGUCAAACCAGUCCAGGUCAAACUCAAAGAAUGGUUCUCAAGCCUUCCAGACUGCCUUUCGAUGGAAGCAACUCAAGUCAUGAAGCUCAACUCUGUCGGAUAUCUCAGAUUAGCUUACAUCGCCACCGAGAUCAGCAUCCACCGCCGAAUUUUAUCGAGUCUCUCCACUUCUACAGACCCGCAACUACACCGCUUCUGUCGCAACGUUGCUCAUGAGCGCUUCAUGUUCGCUAUCGAUUUUGUUCAGUCUCUGAAACCUCAACAUCUUUCUAGCUUCUGGUAUUUUGCAUCACCACAGAACUUUGCCCUGAUCGCAGCCUUCGGCACGCUUCUGCUUUCAAUAGCAUCAACGACAGAAGAAGCAGAUUUCUAUCGUACUAAGUUAAGAGAGUACCGUUGGACGUUGAAAAUCAACAGCGAAAACGGUGCCAAAUACAUGAAACCCGCAAUGGCUCUACUCGAUGCAAAUUUGGGCCUCCUAAACGAAGCACGCAAUCCUCUCCGAUCGCAACAUACUCCUAUACCACUUGAGAAUGGGAGUGUUACCUCAGACGCCACGGAUCAGUUCGCCUUUUCACAUUCUCACUUAUCAUCGAAUGGAGACUUCAACUCCCCAAGUCAAUACUCCUUCGACACGAACUAUUACCCCAAUCAACACGCGGUGGCAGCGUCGCCAGUGGGGUAUCAAACCUCGACGAAUAUCGAUGGGAAUGCGCACGAUUUUGGCUACGGAAUCGAGGGAAGCACCGGCCUUUGGCCCUCGUAUUAGACCAUUUUCGCUGUCAGGUCAGCUGAUUCACCGACCAG